Molecule: messenger RNA, 2071 nt
Organism: Procambarus clarkii (red swamp crayfish)
Lineage: Eukaryota; Metazoa; Arthropoda; Malacostraca; Decapoda; Cambaridae
Source: RefSeq, a predicted model, not a curated record
AUGGUCGUGCUGACGUCCGCCGUCAACUCCUCUCUGAAGACCGAGGAGCGGGACUGUCCCAUGUUGUACACACUGGUGGGCCAGCGCUGCCUCGCCCUCUUCUCCCCGGCCAAGGUGUGUGUUUCAGGUGUGUCUUCUCCGUCACAAAUGUCUGUUUCAGGUGUGUCCUCUCCAUCACAGGUGUCUGUUUCAGGUGUCUCCUCUCCAUCACAGGUGUCUAUUUCAGGUGUGUCCUCUCCAUCACAGGUGUCUGUUUCAGGUGUGUCCUCUCCAUCACAGGUGUCUGUUUCAGGUGUGUCUUCUCCAUCACAGUUGUCUGUUUCAGGUGUGUCCUCUCCAUCACAGGUGUCUGUUUCAGGUGUGUCCUCUCCAUCACAGGUGUCUGUUUCAGGUGUGUCCUCUCCAUCACAGGUGUCUGUUUCAGGUGUGUCCUCUCCAUCACAGGUGUCUGUUUCAGGUGUGUCCUCUCCAUCACAGGUGUCUGUUUCAGGUGUGUCCUCUCCAUCACAGGUGUCUGUUUCAGGUGUGUCUUCUCCAUCACAGUUGUCUGUUUCAGGUGUGUCCUCUCCAUCACAGGUGUCUGUUUCAGGUGUGUCCUCUCCAUCACAGGUGUCUGUUUCAGGUGUGUCCUCUCCAUCACAGGUGUCUGUUUCAGGUGUGUCCUCUCCAUCACAGGUGUCUGUUUCAGGUGUGUCCUCUCCAUCACAGGUGUCUGUUUCAGGUGUGUCUUCUCCAUCACAGUUGUCUGUUUCAGGUGUGUCCUCUCCAUCACAGGUGUCUGUUUCAGGUGUGUCCUCUCCAUCACAGGUGUCUGUUUCAGGUGUGUCCUCUCCAUCACAGUUGUCUGUUUCAGGUGUGUCCUCUCCAUCACAGGUGUCUGUUUCAGGUGUGUCCUCUCCAUCACAGGUGUCUGUUUCAGGUGUGUCCUCUCCAUCACAGGUGUCUGUUUCAGGUGUGUCCUCUCCAUCACAGGUGUCUGUUUCAGGUGUGUCCUCUCCAUCACAGGUGUCUGUUUCAGGUGUGUCCUCUCCAUCACAGGUGUCUGUUUCAGGUGUGUCUUCUCCAUCACAGUUGUCUGUUUCAGGUGUGUCCUCUCCAUCACAGGUGUCUGUUUCAGGUGUGUCCUCUCCAUCACAGGUGUCUGUUUCAGGUGUGUCCUCUCCAUCACAGGUGUCUGUUUCAGGUGUGUCCUCUCCAUCACAGGUGUCUGUUUCAGGUGUGUCCUCUCCAUCACAGGUGUCUGUUUCAGGUGUGUCCUCUCCAUCACAGGUGUCUGUUUCAGGUGUGUCUUCUCCAUCACAGUUGUCUGUUUCAGGUGUGUCCUCUCCAUCACAGGUGUCUGUUUCAGGUGUGUCCUCUCCAUCACAGGUGUCUGUUUCAGGUGUGUCCUCUCCAUCACAGGUGUCUGUUUCAGGUGUGUCCUCUCCAUCACAGGUGUCUGUUUCAGGUGUGUCUUCUCCAUCACAGUUGUCUGUUUCAGGUGUGUCCUCUCCAUCACAGGUGUCUGUUUCAGGUGUGUUCUCUCCAUCACAGGUGUCUGUUUCAGGUGUGUCCUCUCCAUCACAGGUGUCUGUUUCAGGUGUGUCCUCUCCAUCACAGGUGUCUGUUUCAGGUGUGUCCUCUCCAUCACAGGUGUCUGUUUCAGGUGUGUCCUCUCCAUCACAGGUGUCUGUUUCAGGUGUGUCCUCUCCAUCACAGGUGUCUGUUUCAGGUGUGUCUUCUCCAUCACAGUUGUCUGUUUCAGGUGUGUCCUCUCCAUCACAGGUGUCUGUUUCAGGUGUGUCCUCUCCAUCACAGGUGUCUGUUUCAGGUGUGUCCUCUCCAUCACAGGUGUCUGUUUCAGGUGUGUCCUCUCCAUCACAGGUGUCUGUUUCAGGUGUGUCCUCUCCAUCACAGGUGUCUGUUUCAGGUGUGUCCUCUCCAUCACAGGUGUGUGUUUCAGGUGUGUCCUCUCCAUCACAGGUGUCGUGGUCAGAAGCGAGACAGUUCUGCCGGGUCAUCUAUGGGGACUUGGUCAAGUUUGACAACUUAUCAGAGUUCGGACAUCUUGUGGUGUACCUGAGGGACUCAC